Messenger RNA from Anarrhichthys ocellatus (wolf-eel), 2463 nucleotides. RefSeq names its product TATA box binding protein (TBP)-associated factor, RNA polymerase I, A (gene taf1a). The transcript has 11 exons. Gene Ontology annotation, biological process: transcription by RNA polymerase I. Lineage: Eukaryota; Metazoa; Chordata; Actinopteri; Perciformes; Anarhichadidae. The record is from RefSeq and is a predicted model, not a curated record. Bases 289 to 1545 code for a protein of 418 amino acids. Gene Ontology annotation, cellular component: RNA polymerase I transcription regulator complex.
GUGAAUAGUUAACAACAUGUGGAAGUCACAUUAAUCUACAAUAGAAGACACCGCAUCUUAUUGAUUUAUCAACAACAGCAGAGACUGAAUGAGUACUUGUACGUUAGAUUUGAAUGUUAGCUCACCGGUGCAGGCUAAUCUUAGCUUUAAACCUAGCAUCGGCACGUUGUCUACCUUACAUCCGAGUAUCGAUAGACCGUUACUGCUCAGCAGGUGGCCGUCACAGUGAGCAUCAGAGCAAGUGAUAAAGGACAGCUGUCCAACCGGAGCCUCAGUGCUGUGAUCAUUAUGGAUGACUUGCAAAGAGAGCUCGGGCCCCCUGAGGACUUAGAGGAUGACAACGAUUCCUCAGACGACAACUCUUCAAAAGGGAGGAAAUCAAAGCUCCCUCUGGUUAAUAUCAUGUAUGCAGAGACAUCGAGGGAAACUGGGUUUCACAAGAGUACCAGAGCCUGUCUGGAGCUGAUCAGAGAAGCCCUGCUGCACCACAGGUGGCAAGAGGCCGCAGAAUACAUGGCAUGUUACCCACAAAUGUUAGACGACACAACCAAUGGCAGAGGUCAGCAGUACAAGGAGCUUAUUUGGAGAAUGAGCGCUGAGAUCCUUCACCAUCACCCCAACUCAACGAUGGAAGACUACAACAACAUCUAUGAACGGAUGAAACACUCGGGAGUUAAACAUUACCUGAUGAUCUCUCUGGAACAUUCAUUCCACCUGCUGCAUAAUGGUCACAUCGAGGAUGCAAAGCAUCAGCUGUCUGUCGCUGAAAGUUGGAGGCACGGGAAGGAGUCAGCAGCUCAGUAUCAGAGGAUUAAACUGAUCCACGCCUACAGGAGCUUACUGGAUUAUAUGAUCUGGUGUGACAAAAAGUUUACCUACAUCAACACCACUGAGCAUCCCGACUGUGGUGAAAACCAAGAGAUGAACAACUACUUCAGACAGGCCUCUGUGAAUCUAAAGGAGAUUUUGAAAAAACCUGGCGUCUGGGAUCCCUUCAUACUGAGUUACGUUGAGAUGCUGGAGUUCUAUGAGGAUCAUGAGGAGGCUUUAAAGGUCCUGAAUGACUACGCAUAUGACAACACUUUUCCACCCAAUCCCAACGCGCAUGUCUAUCUGUACCAGUACUUAAAGCGGCAAAAUGCUUCAGAGAGAAAACUGGUGAAAGUAUUGAAGGUCCUCCAUGUAUCAGUCCCAAGCCACGAGUUGAUGUUGGAGUACAGUUCUCUCCUGCUUCAGUCAGAGAAAAAAAAAGACAUCCAGAAAGCUUUAGGAGUCGUUCUGGAAAUGCUGGACUUCGCCUGCUGGAGGAGCAAUCUGAAUGUGUGGAAGCUUCUAAAGGCCAUUAUUGAGAAACUACAGUUACAAGAAGACUGGAGGGACUCUGUCGCUGGAAAAAUGGCUCCAAGAAAAGACUGGUGGCCUGCGCUGCACUUCACAAGCUUCCAUGCCAGUAAAGACUCUGAGCAGAACCCGGAGCUCAAGGAAGUGAAGGCAUCACUGACAAAAAUCCUUUGUCCCGAUCUAACGCUCAAAUACACAGCUUGAGAAGAACUCGAAGAGAAAAUCAAAUGUCUUUAAUUCUCAACCAAGAACAGAGCUGAGAUGCUACCAGAAUGGAGAAACAGAGGCCUCCGAAUGAAGAGCAAAAGUCUUCAUAUGUUUUUUUUACAUGUUGUUUAUUUUGGCAAGAUUUCUUUUGAGCGAUACAAUAUUGUUUAGCUCCUCUGACACACACACAUGAUACAAAAAUGAACCUCUCUAUUUGAUUAAUUUCUUUUUUUUUUUUUAAACCUUGCUCCAUUAUGUUGGUUAAUUGUGCCUUGAGUUUUAGUUUUUCAUUGUAAAGGCACAGGCUACAUUGCCCACUAUGUGGAGCUCUUGUUCAGUAUUUUUUGCACUGAGUAUCUGAAGGGUACCACCACCUAAUUUAGGCAGAGUGUGGCUCUGAAUGUCAGUGUUCAUGUUUGUUUGGUGCUGCUUUCUGUCAACAAUUUAAUGGAAGCAGAGUCUCAUUCUGACCUCGGCUGCCCUUUAACUGCUGUUUGGAGGGGCUUUAGGGUCACAACACAGUCAGCCUGAGGGAGAUUCUCUUUGUCAAGUCUGUUGUCAGCCAGAAUAAUCAACACAGAGCUUUCAGCAACGUCAUGUGCAUACGUUUAAGUAAGUGGGACAGACCAAAGACAGGUGGUUGCUGCGAAUAGCGUCAGUAUUUUCCCUGAAUGUGAGGGAUCAUAAUUUACUUGUGGUCAGCUUGUAUUUUACACACAGUAUAUGCAACACUGUCAAUCUUGAUUUUUUUUUUACAAAGAGGCUUGUAUAUUUUGACGUCAUCUAUUUCCAUAGAAAAGGAGAAUUUUGUAUGUUUCUAAUGACGCUAUCCUGGCCUUCAAACGCUGUGCUUACCCUCCUUUUAAAGACCCAACCAUGAAAUAAAGUCUUGCAUCCAGCAGCAGGCCAAUUUAA